GACUGAGAACUUGAACUUUGGUAUAUAUAUGACUUCGAUAUUCUAGAAAACAUGCUGUAUAUUCGACUCACAAGAACCCAUCACCAGCAUAUUCCAUCCACCUAAACCAAACAACUCACCCAGACCUCACUGCAUCUCCAACCAAGUUUCCAAUCAGAUUUCCAACGCCAAUUUUAACCUCCAAUCGAUUUCAACAGAAUCAUCCUCCCCUUUCGCGUACGAUCUCCAUCCAUCACUUACGCUCCGGCGCUGACGUACAUUAGCACCCAAUAAGAUGCCCCCCAAGAAAGACAACGGCACGGCCCCUCCGAAAUCCUGGAUCCCUCCCUCAGGAUAUACUCGUCGACAGACUCGGAAUCAACAACAGCAGCCCAACCUCUGGCAAGGACUCACCGAUAGAGGAGAGGCAUACGACACCCAGGGCAACCAUGUUUUAGUGCGCCCGGUGCGCCAGCGUCGAAGGGGACAGCAGACGGCGGCACCCCCUCCUGCACCGCCUCAAGCUCCAGCACCACCUGCUCCGCCGCCGCCCACUGCUCCUGUCCUGCCACCGAUGCCUUCUCCCCGUAAUGCUGACUCUGGAGAUGAAUCUGAUGACGAUCCCGGUGGUGAGCCUGGGACUAAACCUGAUGAUGGAUCUAAUGAUGAACCCAACAAAACAGCUGAGCCUGAAACUGACGGUGGAGCUGGAGAUGAACCUAACAACGAAUCUGGCGAAGAACCUGAGGCUGGGUCAGGUGAUGAAUCUGAAGAAGAAUCUCGGGCUGGAUCUGGGGAUGAAUCUGGUAACGAAUCUGGGGAUGAAGCUGAGACCGAAUCAGGUAACGGGCCUGGCGAUGGAACUAGCAUUGGAUCUGGCGACGAAUCUGAGGCUGAAUCAGGCGAUGAAUCUGCCGAGGAACCUGAGGCUGAAUCAGAUAAUGAAUCUGGUGAUGAUACUGCGGGUCCUUCAUCGGCUCUCACGCCACCAAAACGCCCUACAAGAACGCCCCUUCCGACUGAAAGGCCAACAAAAAUCAAGAUCAAGCUAAAAACAACAAAAACACGAACAGCAACAGCUGCAGAGAGCCUAGACGGUACGGAUAGCAAUGAUUCGGACUCUCCCGUCGGCCCAUCUGCAGGCGAAUCCGACAGCGAUUCACCCGGCGACGGCAGUGAUGGAGAAAGCUCGAAGAAGAAGAAGACGAACAAGGGAAAGCAGAACGCAACACAAAACAAUGCAGAGACCGACUCCGAUCCCGAAGCGCCUGAAGAAAGCUCCGAGCCUGAAGAACCCGAAGAUGACGCCAGUCGUGACGACAAUGAGGAGCAGACCGACAACUCUCAAAGAAGCGAAGGCAGUGACCUAGAAGGUCCACAGGAUAGCGACCAAGGUACACCCGAUGAAGCCACGCCGUCGAGGAGAUCAGCUCCCGGGUCGGUCGGAGGAGACUCUGAGCAAAUGUUCACCCCUUCAAAGACACCUCAAGAAAGAAAGGGGUCGAAGAACGAGGAUCCCAUUCAAAUGGGCAGCGACGAGUCGGAGAGUAGCGAAGUUUUCCGUGAUCCACGGAGCGAAGAGUCUCAAGGAGAAGAUGAACCGCAUCAACGUACUAUCGUCCACUAUGGCAGCGACGAUGAAACGGAGAUGUUAGUUCAUGAGAGGCCUGACCCAGACCACACCUUCGACAAUGGAGAAAAUACUCUCAACUUGGAGGACUAUCUAAGCUCGGUUGGCGGAGAUCCAGACUGGAGGGGAGAGUAUGAUGGAAGCGAGGAUGACGGUGACAACCGGUAUGACCAGAGUAGCAACGUCGGAGGUGACUAUGAGGGCAAUCAGGAUGACGACGAUGAUUCUGAGAUGCACCUUCCCGACUACACGAUGUUCGAACCCGACGAAACCGAGGGUCAACCCGAAAUGGGCCGCGGACAAGGCAGCGAGUCGAAUCUUCCGAGGCAGUCCUCGCCGAGCAGUGUCUCGCCAAGCUUCCCUCGGAGCAAUCGUUCGCCCAGCCACUCUCCGGACCCAUUUGCCGGGGGGCAGCAGCAGCCGUCAAGUUCGAGUGGCGGGCAAGGUUCUAUAGCUCAGGGAAGUAAGAACGGACAGUCAAGUGGUAGCAAAACGGGCUCGGCAACAGGAAGCGGAAACGGCCUCGUGGCAAUGAAGGCGAAGAAUGUUGCGGGGAAGAGAGGAAGGUCUGAAGAACACACCAAAGACGACGAAGCCAGGCCACAGAAGCGACAAAGGGAGGACUCGGGCAAGACUGCGGUGCCGACGGCGAGAAACAAAUUCCCUCGGACCCAAUAUCGCCAAAUAUGUCCUUACCCAAGCCCCCGGGAUUUACAUUCUCAGACUUCAGACAAGUGGGCAACAGCAAAGAGACCAGGCAGCUCGCUCGAAGAAGCAGUAGUGAAGCCUGCGAAAAAGACAAAACUGUUAUAAGGAGAAUGUGAAGGAUAUUUAGAAAAGUAACGGGAUGUUUAAACGAUGUGGUCCUAGAGUCGUAGAUUUUGUUCGAAUUGACAUUGCCUUACUGAGGCAUUACAUGACUAGCAAGAAUAUGAACCAUGUGUGCGUAUCUUACCACAUGGUGAUUUCUCCUCUAUCAAGAGUGUUUGCCAUGCUUGUGGACGGGUGUCCUCUCAUGGGUUGAUGACAGGAUCAGAAGCGUGAUUUUCGUGGCACUGGGACAAUAAG
Molecule: messenger RNA, 2677 nt
Organism: Colletotrichum acutatum
Lineage: Eukaryota; Fungi; Ascomycota; Sordariomycetes; Glomerellales; Glomerellaceae
Exons: 1
Coding region: 275-2422 (715 amino acids)
Source: RefSeq, a predicted model, not a curated record